AUGACGCUUGAUAUACCCUCGGAUUCGGCCCCCAAACCCACACUCCCGUCCCAAAAUGGCUGCGAAGAACUAAAACUACCACCUUUGGGUAAGUGGAAAGUGCAGGCCCCCAAUGUUGCGGUGGACUCUACAACUACGGCGCCAGCCACUAGCCGACCUAAAAAAUUAGGUGACAUGCAAGCUUCGAUAAAGCGCUAUACCAAACUGAAACCCGAAGUGGCCUUUGACUUAAGAAAUAUUCAAACGCGCCAGCUGAGGCUCGGCGAAGAUAUCUCACCAGCGCGAACUCUUGAAACGGAAUCAGGACUGAAGUAUGUGCUUCAGGAAGGCUCCAUUCCAAAAUUUCAAAUAUCGAAAUCACAGCUUCCAGACCCGGUCGAUUUUUACGAACAAGUCGAAAGUGUUGGGUCCCACUACGGCGCAGUUAUAAUAGACAUUCUCGACGAUCCAAACACCGUUGCUUCUGAAGCGACCGGAUCUCUCGAAACAACAGCUUCAAAAUACCGAAGGCCGGGCUGCAUGUUUGCGCUUGAGCCCGAGAAUUUUCGUUUCAGGGCAAGGAAACAAUCUCUGCGACCUCAUACAAUUGAAAAAAGAAGGAAACUAGAUUUCCACUACAAGCUCUAUCAUUAUCAUUUAAAGCAUAGGAACGGCAAUAUAAACACUACGCCGCUUAAACUCCCGCACAUCGAUAGAAGGCCUCUAGAUUUGUACCGAUUGCACCAGUGCGUACAAUUACGCGGCGGCUUCCAGGCCGUUUGCACCAAAAAACUUUGGGAUCACAUUGCCAGAGAGCUGGGCUACCCAGGCACUCCGACGAACUCAGUUUUGAAUUCGCUCCGCGGCGCAUAUACAAAAAUUUUGGCAGAUUUCGACAAAGAAAACCCACACAGUAGCGUUGCUGGUAAUGCGCUAGAGACCGAAGUACCGGCAAAGGUGAAAUAUGUACUUCCGUCCUCUGAGCCAAACCCAGUUCCAGGCUGUAGGAAAAGAAACAGAUCAGGCGAUUCAAAAACGCACCUUAAUGACGUUAAGAGACUAAAGUCUCUCAAACCCAAAGUAUAUGACAUAUCAGGUUCUUCCGUAGAACCUAGGAGACUAAGAGACGUUUUGAGAUACAAAGGUUUUUCGACAAACUUCGAGGCGUUAACAGAUCAUAAAAAGCAUAUUACAAAACCUUCAACAUCCACGCUGCCCGGCUACGAUUUUUCACUGUGGCAGAGUACGUCUGAAAAUUAUGAUAAAUCAGCAUAUGAAUCGAAAGACUCUCCUUUUUACAACUUACAGCAUUACUACGAAAAAGCUCAAGCUCAUGCUAAGUUUGUCCUUGAUCAAUGCAAUCGCAGGUUACCUCAUGCGGCCGAUCUUUCGGAAAACAUGGACAUCAGCAAAUUCGAAAAGAUGUUUUUCCAAUCGUUGUCAGAUAUUGGAAUACCUUGCGAUAUUGAUAGUGCAAUUGACCUUCCAUCUCGUGUACACGGUAGUGGGUUUCCAACUCUAUCUAAUGGCGGGGACAUCCCCGAAGCGACACAACCCUGGAACCUUAACAAUGUUGCACUCUCGAAGAGAUCAGCGCUCUGUUACCUUGAUGCAGACUAUGGCGAUCAAGUGAAGACCCAUCUGGAUGUUGGAAUGUUGUUCUCUGUCAAAGGAUGGUCCACUGGAGAUAACUUUUUACCUGCUUUAGAUUAUCACCACCUAGGAUCUUCUAAGCUAUGGUAUAUCAUACCCUCCAGUGAGUUCGAGAAAUUUGAGAAGUUGAAGGCCGCAGCUAAGUCCCAAGUUUACUCACCCAUACCGCACAGUCAGGACGCAACGUCAGAUAGGUCGUUUAUUAAAUCAGAAUUUUUUCAAUACUUCCAAGAUACAACUCCAGAUCACAGUAUCGCAAUAGGUCCUUCGAGAAUCAAUACACAUUCAAUCUGUCAGAACAAACUUUCCGAGCAAAUCACGGUUGAUAGCGAGGAACCAGAUUUGUUAGUUGAUCCAGACUUCUUGAAAGAGCACAACAUCAGAUAUUACAGAGUAAUUCAGAACCCUAAUUCAUAUCUCUUAAGGUUUCCUAAGACGUAUUCUAUGAACCUGCAAUCAGGAUUUAGUAUUUCUGAGUGUACUUAUUUUGCACCUUCCUCCUGGUUGGAUGUGGCGUUAGAGAGUGAGAGAUGGCUUUCAAGGCACGGCAUACUGCCCGGUAUACAUUGUAUUCAAUUGCUGCAUGAUAUCACUUCAAAAUCCAAAGAUCAGGCAUUAGUUUCCAAGGCACACAGUAUACUAGGUAAAAGGAUCACGAAAGAAUUGAAAUCUCGAUACAGAUAUCAAGAAAUAAUGGGGCAUAGAGCGAUAUUCCAUAUCAAUACAUUCGAUUUUAUUUCAGACCUUUCGUUAGAACCAACAGGUAUUUCGAAGGUUGUAUUGAGCACCGAGAAUGAUUGUUUUACAAUGUCUUUGACAGAGUUUAUCUCGAACGUCUCUUGGAAAGAUCAGAGAUUGCACGUUCUUGGUUAUGACAUCCAGAGUCAUAAGGUUAAUGUGGCCCUACACCUGUUUUACUCAAAUGAAUUUUUAGAGUCUUUGGUUCAGGACGAUCGUUCUCUGUCGAUAGCCUGUUCUACUGAUGCCAAAGUCAAUGGCAUGGAUAGUUUUGUAGAUUCUGAUUCGUUCGACACACUGAUCAAGGGCCACAAGGGUCAACGGGUGUCCCUCGACAAGCUGGGGUUAUUCACCCGGGUUACAAUGCCAUUAUCAGAGGAAGUACGAGAGACCGUCGUCGUAGCAAAAGAAUUGAAAGUGAAAUGCGUUCGAAUGCUUGAAGGGGUUACUAAAGAUAAAGAAGAAGUAGAGAUCCCAGACUUUACUCAAGAGUUUGUUGGCCACGAACUACCAGCCCAUUGUUUUCAAUUUACAACAAACAACCUCUUCUAUUUACAGAAGGAACUCUGUCAUUUGCCGGUCGAAUUUCCAGAAAUGCAGCGGAUCUCUGAGCUCAGCCAAGCUGCGCGCAAAUUCCAGGUUAGUGCACGAAAAGCUUUAGAAAAGAAUGAGCUUCAACUGCUUCAAGAGACCUAUAUUAAGGGCCUGGAGUUAGGACUAUAUUCCAAGUACUUGGCGUCAAUAGCAAGGGAAAUUUGUGAAAAAUUGUGGCUAUCAGCAUAUGAAUAUGCUUUCGCCGGUGUUCAUGAAAAAGCUUACUCUAUACCCGAUUUAACUCUUUUUCUAAGAUUUGGGCUUAGACAUGUACGAGGAGAAGAACACAAAACUAAGUUCGACGAAGUUCAAAGAGUGGUAUUACUCUCUCAGAAGAUCCUUUCGGAGCUUAAGAGUUUGGUCAAGAAAAGGAAUAGUAAAAUCUCGGUAACAAAGCUUGAAGAAAUCGUCCAAUUGGGCGACCAACAUCACUCUUUGGUUGACCCACGGUUGAUGAAAUCGUUGAAAGCAAUGCUAGAGGCCUUUGAGAAGAGCAAAGAAACUAUAGCGUCUUCUCUGAGCAAGUUGCAAGUUAACGAUCCUUACUUGAGAUUGUUGCCCAGUCACGCCUCUGGAGAAACGCUAUAUGACUUGCAGCUAAUAAAUAAAUUCGAUGGUUCUGAGGGUGACCAUCGGCUUACCCUUGCCGAAGUCCCUAAUAAGUCAGUUUUUACCAAACAUGUCAAGAUUUGCAAAACCUGGCUACAGUCUCUAAACAAGCUUGUUCCUAAAAGACACCUAUGGGCUCGUAUUUUACCUGCUACAGAGCAAUGUUUUCAAAAAGAAAUCGACUCAUGGCCACCUUCAUCUAACACAAGUGGCGAAAACACUGCCUAUUGCUUUUGUCGCCGGGUAGAUCUGGGCGGCACCAUGGUUGCAUGCGAAAUAUGCGGAGAAUGGUACCACAUGGCAUGUGUAAACAAAGGAAAGUGGACACUUGGUGGAAAUGACAACAAUGUAUUUGUGUGCCCAAUCUGCUGUGACCACGAGCUUCCUGCAGCUAUUAGUGUUGAGUAUGGAGAACUCCAAAAACUAAUUCUUGAUUCGUGCAAGCUCAAAGUGAUCCCCGAUCGCCAGCUCUUCAACCAAAUAUUUGAGGCCUUUAAAAUUGCCACAGUCUUCAAAAGAUUACUGCGGCAAAAAUGCUUUCUCGAUGAUGGAAGUUUGAGUCCGGCCGUCUCUUUGACUCAAAUGAAGUUUUUCCUGCGAAAGAUCAUCGGUAGCGGAGUUAAGCUGGGAGAGGAACAGAAGGUCCUUCAAAAUGCAUGUCGAUCUUCGGACAUCCGCACGCUGGAAGGAUUUUCGGAACGGAAAAUCAAUGUUGUGACAGGCUUCGAAGAGAAUGAUUUGGCGCCAAAUUCUAAGACUGCCAGUGCCACACCUGAGAUAAAGAAAGAGGUCGAAGCAACGAGCGGAGGCACACCUAUCUGCGAGGAAGAACGCACAAGUGCUCGAGAAGCUUCAGCUACCAAGCCGCUUACGCCUCUCGAACUUUAA
This is a messenger RNA of Lachancea dasiensis, 4461 nucleotides long. NCBI's taxonomy places the organism in Eukaryota, Fungi, Ascomycota, Saccharomycetes, Saccharomycetales, Saccharomycetaceae. The record is from the annotation of a GenBank genome assembly.